This is a messenger RNA of Phragmites australis (common reed), 613 nucleotides long. RefSeq lists its product as uncharacterized. Bases 84 to 491 code for a protein of 135 amino acids. Lineage: Eukaryota; Viridiplantae; Streptophyta; Magnoliopsida; Poales; Poaceae. The record is from RefSeq and is a predicted model, not a curated record. The transcript has a single exon.
GCCACAGUGCAAGCUAGUAUUUCCGCCACACGCACCACCCCCGCACUCCUCCUUCCUUCAUCAUCGAUCCCUUCUGCCUUGCCAUGUUCACCCCCGUUCAGCUCAGCAGCAACAGUGCUGCCACUACAAUCGACAUGAACACGACCCAAGUCAUGGAAGCUGCAGGUGAGGCCGGCACCUCGAAGCAGCUUGCAAGGCUGCUGUUUAUAUUUGGGUUCCUCACUCUGCUCAUGGAUUUAGCUACCGCGCUUUACAAGCCGCCGAGCGGAGUCGUCUUCGAGAGCCACAAACGGGCUUACUACCUCACCCUCGCCGGAAUAUUCGCUGCUGGAUUGGCCGAGGUCUCCACCGCCUUCUGCCUGUCUGUUGGCUCCUCCGGCGAAUCCAUAGGCCGCCUUCGCGCGUUCGCCAGGGUAGUACUCUGCGCCUCCGUCGUGCCGCUCGCCGCUGUCAUCGCUCUCGGCGGCUACGCCGUCCUCAUCAAGGGCUAAUUCUGCAUGACGAAGAGGGUGCAUAUGUGCAAGUCUAUAUAGUAAUUAUCUACGGCUCCAGAUGUAUGGGUUGUACGUCGCUUGUAUCUUUUUUCCCGUUUUCAUUGCCAAUAUAAUAAAAA